AUGGCUAUCGAUCCAUUCAGAGGACAGAUCGCGGAGCUCUUCAACCAGCCUAGACUGUCGGACUUCAAGGUGCGAUGUGGUGAAUGGGAACGGCAUCUACACAAGCUCGUCGUUUGCCUGCAGUCCAAGUAUUUCGAGCGCGCACUAGAGAGCGGCUUCAAGGAAGCGCACGAACAGGUUGUUGAACUACACGAAGAGGACCCAAACCUCGUCCAUUUGAUGUUGAAGUGGCUCUACACCCGAAAGUACAAUAUCGUCGAUAUGGCGGCCUGCCAGUUGCCAAGCUUGAGGAUCUACGCCCAGUCCUUCGCACCCGCCGAGAAGUACUUUAUCACUGGUCUCAAAGAUUUCGCGGUCACGAAAACCAGACAACUCUACCAGUCUGAUUCUGGCAUCAAUGGCCAAUUUACGGGUAUGUUGGUCGAUUCGAUACCUGUAGUCUACGCCAUGCUUCCCAGUACAAACUCAGCCAUGCGAGAAGCAAUUGUGGACGUCGUCUUUGCAUGCAAGACCACGCUAUUCGAUGCCAACAACACCAACUCCUCCACCUUCAGGAAGGUGCUGAGAGACCCUAAGCUCACGGGAUUUGCGGCAGACGUGGCUGAAAGGUUUGCGAGAGCUUCUUGA
Molecule: messenger RNA, 627 nt
Organism: Saxophila tyrrhenica
Lineage: Eukaryota; Fungi; Ascomycota; Dothideomycetes; Mycosphaerellales; Extremaceae
Exons: 3
Coding region: 1-627 (208 amino acids)
Molecular function (GO): protein binding
Source: RefSeq, a predicted model, not a curated record